CCAAAUAAUUGGCUCAGGAUUAUCGCGGAACCCGUAUCACGCUUCGCGCUGCUAUCCUGGUACUACCUGAGCAAAAGGAUGGCAUCACCAAUUUUCUCUGUCCCACUAAUUUCUUUCUUCGGAAGGACGAUGACCUACUUGAUGUUUCAGGGGAGUUUCCAUUAUAUAUCUCAAGGGAUCUGAUUUUUAUCAUUGUGCAGCAACACACAUUGUGAGUAAGCAUGAAUAAACUAUUGGAAUUUGGAAGGAAGGCAAUGUUUGUAGUAAGAGUCCUUACUGGAUAUGAGGAGAGAAGACUUAGGGCUUACAAUAUGCAGCUCCGAAAACGACUGCAGCUGGCUCAAGAAAGAAAGGAAGCCUUGAGAAGGAUGCCAGAACAGUCAAUUCUAACAGAGGUUCGUCGCAUGGUUGAAGAGAUGCAAAAUGUCAACCGAAAGUUGGACGAAACUGAGGCUGCCAUCGAAGAAUAUUUUAAACCAAUAGACAAGCAGGCCGACCUUCUAAUGAACAAACAGCUUGAAGGAGAGGAAAGGAACAUGAAAGAGAUGGUAAAAAUCAUGCAAGAAAGGGUUUUACAAGAGGCAGCUGAGGCAGAGAGGAGAGCCAACGCGGAGAUGACAGAGGAAGCAACCAUUAUUGAUGUUAAACAACAAAUUAAAGAAACAGAAUCAAAACCAAGUGAGAAGGCAUCUGCAAGAAGUCCAUGAUAUAAAUAUUUCAGUGUUCCUGUGAAAUAAAUGGUUUCGCAAUGCAAUAUGAAAGAGGGCCAAUGGUUACUACUCGUCAGCUGCUGCUAUUCGAGCUUCAGAUAUUGUGGGAAAACACCAACUGCCUAAAGCAUCAAAGCCAAGAGGCACCGGCCAUGUUUCUAUGGAUCUUGAAAGGAUGAGGAGAACUUUUGGCAUCUUUGUUCUUUGGAAUGAGAUCCAUUUAAAUGGAAGUGGAUGUGGAGACGGACCUGUUACGAUCAUUGUUAGCAAUUUGUGAUCGUACUAAAUAACUGCUUAAAAGGUUUUUGUGCCAGCACAGCUGCGGUUUGACAUUAUUUCGUUUUCGGUUUUAGGUCGAUUUGUGGUUUCAAAUAGUGAAGAAAUACUACUUGUUUAUUUUUAAUUUUUUGUUAUAGGAUUCUCAAAUGAAUAAGAGAUGGUGGUAAAGAGUCUACAAAUAGCAUAGCAAUUGUGGGAAAUUAAAUAAUAUAUAUAUAGCACAGCUGUUACUAUA
Messenger RNA from Amborella trichopoda, 1224 nucleotides. Lineage: Eukaryota; Viridiplantae; Streptophyta; Magnoliopsida; Amborellales; Amborellaceae. The record is from RefSeq and is a predicted model, not a curated record.